This is a messenger RNA of Gossypium arboreum, 1749 nucleotides long. RefSeq lists its product as uncharacterized. Bases 1 to 1749 code for a protein of 582 amino acids. The transcript is spliced from 2 exons. Lineage: Eukaryota; Viridiplantae; Streptophyta; Magnoliopsida; Malvales; Malvaceae. The record is from RefSeq and is a predicted model, not a curated record.
AUGCCGAUGAAAGUAAUCUGGGAAGAAAUGAUGAAAAGAGAGAUGAUAAUCUCUGAAAAAGGAAAUAAAGGAGCAAAGGACUACUGCAAGUUCUAUGCAGAAGAGGGACACGAGAUCCAGGAAUGUGAUGAGUUUAAGGCUUUGGUACAAAGCCUUAUGGAUAAUAAAGAGCUGGAAUUUUAUGAAGCUGGCUCAGAUGAGGGACACGUAUAUGCAUUGGAAGGUGAACCAAAGAAUCAAAGAAUCAACUGGCCAAGGAUCAUUAUUUCUCCACCAAGGAAUAAUGAAGUUGAGACACAAAUAACGCCGAAAGUCAUUAUUCACAAACCUGUUUCCUUUCCUUAUAAGGAUAACAAGAGGGUACCCUGGAAUUAUGACUGCAAUGUGACAAUGCCGGAGAGAGAAGAUAUAGCUAGUACUUCUAAGGAGGCUCAAGUUGACGGUUCCUACACACGUAGUAGGAAACGUUAUGAUGCAGAAGGAGUCAGAGUUGUGCCCACGAAAGUAAAAGCCUUUGACAUUGAGAAGGAGAAGGGGGUUGAGGUACUUGUUAAUGAGCCAGUGAAGGAAGAAGAAGCUAGAGAGUUUUUAAAAUUCCUGAAACACAGUGAGUACAGCGUGGUUGAACAAUUGUGCAAACAACCAGCCCGCAUAUCAGUGUUGGCUUUGCUUUUGAGUUCAGAGGUACAUCGUGAGGCAUUAAUGAAAGUGCUCAACGAGACUUACGUUACUAAUGAUAUAUCCGUCAACAAGUUGGAUCGAUUGGUUAGUAACAUAAGCGCUGGCAACUUCAUUUAUUUCAAUGAUGAUGAAAUCCCACCUGGUGGCAUGGGAUCAGCUAAAGCUUUGCACAUCACCACUCGCUGCAAAGGAUAUACAUUGUCGAGUGUGCUUAUUGAUAAUGGGUCAGCCUUAAAUGUCCUGCCAUUGUCCACAUUGAACAGGUUGCCCAUAGAUGGUUCUCACAUGAAAACAUGCCAUAAUGUAGUGAGAGCAUUCAAUGGUACAGAGAGAAAGGUCAUGGGAAGAAUUGAUAUCCCUUUGAUGAUCGGGCCAAACACGUAUGAGGGAGGCCUUGGAUACAUUCAGCUGGAGCGGUUUUUUGCACCAAAAAUUAAAGCUAGUAGCGACAGACGGUUGGUCACCAUAAAUGCGGAGGAAGAAAUCAUAGCAGCAGUUAUCAGUGAUGCACCCUAUGUAGAGGCGAACAAGGAGGCCGUUGAGUGUUCUUUUUGCUCCUUAGAAUUCGUUAAUACAACAUUUAUUUCAGAGGGGAAUGAGGUGCCGGUGCCAAAGAUAUCCAAAACCAUAAGAAUGGGUUUGCAAAUGACAGUAGGAAAAGGAGCCUUGCCAGGAAAAGGAUUGGGAAGAUAUCUCCAAGGAGGGAUUCAAGUUCCAGAACUAAAAGAGAAGAGGGACCAUUUUGGCUUGGGUUUCAGGUCAGAUCACAGGCAGAGGAGGAAAGAAAUAGAAAAGCGUCAAGAAAGAAGAAGGGCGCGUUUAAGUGGAAGAGAAGUAGAAUGGGAAUCGAUGACAUUCCCUCAUAUAUCCCAGACCUUUAUAUCAGGAGGGAUAAUUCACCCUAAGAGAGGGUUGUUUGAAAAAGGAAAUUAUCACAUCAAUGCUGUACAUAAUGAAGAGUCUGAACAAAGAAACCUUGAGGGCAUUUGCCCUUACGAACUAGGAAGUUCUUUAAGCAAUUGGACUGCAAAAGAACUUCCUGUAGUUUUUAAAGAUUUUUUAGAGUAA